Podarcis muralis (Common wall lizard) is the source of this 2604-nucleotide messenger RNA. The record is from RefSeq and is a predicted model, not a curated record. NCBI's taxonomy places the organism in Eukaryota, Metazoa, Chordata, Lepidosauria, Squamata, Lacertidae.
GGAUUUCUUUAUUAGCAACAGAAGUAUUUUCUCUGGGUGACUUCCAGGCAAGGAGACAAUGGAAUCCAGCAGGCAAGACUGAACGCACAAAUGUCCGUGGCGGAGAGUGAAACGCUGUCGUGGGACAUAGAGACACUAAAAAUUCAUUCAAGCAGCUGCGCGCGUGUAUAAAAGGGAAAAGGGAGGCGCUAGAAAGCGACAGGCGGGAGGGAAAUGGGUGACGAAAAGGGAAAAGAGGGGAAGCAGAUAGAGGAGAGAGGAAAGAAGGAAAAAGACAGAAAGAAAGAUGAGAUGCAAACGAAGACGAGAGAAACCGCGAGGAAUUGCAGAGGAAAGGAAGGAAAAAAUAAGCAAAGAAGAGAGAGAGGAAGAGAGGGAGAGAGACCAGGAUCUGGAAAGAAAGAGCGGGAAUGAAGAAGGAAAAUAAAAACACCGUCUGGAAAGCGGGAGUGGGCAGCUGCCCCCCAAAUAAGUAAAUCAAUGCAAAUACUUGACUGAGGUUCUGCCCCACCCACCAUAAAUCCUGAAGAGGCUUCUCGAAGUCCUGCCUGGGAGGGGAAAAUGCGCUGAGGGGGAAGGGAGGAUUUUUCGGGGGGUCUCGGAUUUAGCCCAGCGCCGGUAUCCCGGUCCAGCAGCAGCAGCAGCAGCCUCGCCUCCUCGCCGCCCGCUUUCGUCCUGUCUCAAAUGACCACGCUUCUAAUAUGUCCUGUGUACGCUGGAGAGGGCGCAGCGGACGAGGCGCAGGAGACAGCGGCAGAGAGCAUCUUCUAGCGCUGAGCACUGGGCAGUGAGUGGUCAGCGGCGGGAGGGGGCAUGGAUUUAUUUCUAGGGGCAAAGCGUCACGGGUCAGCCACGCACUCGGGAUUUUUUAAAAAUCCCCUGUGCUAUGCCACAUGCAUAAUGACUCAAGUUGUGAUGUGGCGUCGCGGUUUUAAAAGCCUGGCUCAGGCUGAAAUGGUGCCACUGAUAACUCCGGGCAUGCAAAUGGCACAAUUUCUUACGGCAAGAAGUAGCACCAGAAGACUCUUUUGGACCUUACCAGGGUCUCAUCUUCUAGAGGAGAAGAAAGACUGCGCCUGAGCACUCUCAAUGGGGGCAAGCAACAAUCGGGGUUCCUGGGGAUCGCAAUUUGUUCUGAUUUAGAGCUAUAGAGUGGGAAUUACCUGGGAAAGGAGCGCGCAAGUGGGAAACCGCUGAGACCCCGACUUUCUAGGCGCAGGACAAGAGGAAGUGUGGGCGAGCCCUUGUACGAAAGGCAUUGGGCUGAAAACAAAGCUCUCUUCCCUCCUGGCCAAAAUGAUUGUGGAAGUCCCGAGCAGAAGGCUCCUGGUCAUCCUGCUCUUCACUCCAUGGAUCUGUACUUCAUUUGGAAAUUUAAGUCAUGGAAUGGAGAAUCCAAUAUAUCAGGUGAACGGAAUCAUGGGAGAAUCAGUCUUGUUUCCUGCCAAUGUAUCUCAAGGAAUAACAGUGGAGAAAAUGGAAUGGGACUUCUACCCCCAAAGGGGUGGCCUGGGCUUUUGGCUGGGGGAAUUCAGCCACGGUAAGCUGGAGCACCCAAGUCCCACUGACCAGUUUGGACAGCGGCUAGACAUGGUGGACGAGACAACACUGAGGCUCAAAGACCUGGAGUUGGAUGACAGUGGGAUCUACAAUGCUCGCAUCUGUAGUACAAUCCAAGACUCCAGAAGGCUGCACUGUGUCCUUACAGUGCCAGGCACCUGUAAAGGAGGAGUACACUAUCUCCUGGAAAGAGGGAAUCCCCCCAGGGUCUUAGUAGGAGGUUUGGAUAAGUACUGGCUUUCUGACAAUGGAAGGAAUCUCCGCAUCUCCUGGCGAAAAAGCUCUUCUGACUCCACAUUCACUUGCCUGGUCAGCAAUCCUGUUGAUCAAAACCGUGCCUCAUUUGACUUGCUCAAAAUCUGUGCAAGUGGGGAAGGUGGACAACAAAAGUACUGGGGGAUCCUGCCGCUUCUCGUCUGUGCUGUUGGAACUUCUGCAUGUUUGAUAAUGAUAUGGAAGAAGAAGAAGCUGGGAAAGAAGAAAGAUGCUGCUUCUGCGAUGCAAGCUCAAGAGGCCUCUCCUGCGCCCUUCCUCAGAGGAGACCCACGAAAAGAUGGUGAUGACCUACUGAGAUGAACAUGCACAGUAAGGAAGGCUGGAGGACCAGAUGAGAUGUUUGGAAGUUACAUAAUACUAUGGCAUUAUUUUUUAACAUUUGUUAGUACUACUAGGAGUAGUCAGGGCUUCUUCUUUUUUCCAAGCCAGAACGCACCGGAACAGAGUUCAUUUAUCUAUCACCUUGAAACACCAUUGCAGGGGGUUGGACCAGAUGACCCUCAAGAUCCCUUCCAUCUCUUCAAUUCUAUGAUUCUAUGAAACAAAUCAUCUGAGAGAAGUGGUUGGCUACUAGCCAGGAUGGCUAUGCUCUGCAUCCGUGGUCAAAGGUAAUAAUGCUUCAGAAUACAAGUUGCUGCAACCUGCAGGAGGGGAGAGUGUAUCAGUUUGAUUUCAUAAUACCAAAAGUAUUGAUCUGAUGAGUAGAGAUCUUUCCUGUUCUAAUUAUUCAAGAGGGUUCUGGAAGCUUCUCUGUGUGAAAGAAGCAAG